CGCUCGCCCUCACUUUUCCGUUGGUUUUGACGUGUAGUUGUUGUUGGUGUUGUCGCUGCCAGACUUGUUCAUGUUUUCUUCUCCAUGCGCCUCCGUUUUGUUCCCAUCGCUCUAUCCCCAGAGUCGUCUCUUCUCCUGUGCGGCCCUUCUGCUGCUUCCCCUCUCUUUCCCUCAUUCCUUUUUUUUUUUGGGCAUACAAACCCCCAUUCCUUUUCUCGCCUCUUUUUUUUUUUCUGUUUUUUUUUCUUUUUUCCUUUCCUUAUUAUUUAGCGGGGAGGAGAGGGGAAGAAGGGUCUUUCUCUUUUCCUAUUCUUUCGUCGGCUGGUUUGCGGGGCUGCUGUUAGAUGUGGUAGCGUUGUGGGGCUCCUGAUGGGAAACUGCCAAACCACCGUCGCGACCGCCACGAGCGGCACCAGUAACGCCGCCGCCGCCGCCUCCAGGAAGAGGAGGGGGAGGGGGAACGGCACCCGAAGAGAAGGGAAGAGCAAUGGGUCGAAGUUGCCGGGGGAGGAGGAUCUGCAUCUGGUUCCGGGGCGGAUCUUCUCGAACGAGGGCAGGAGCAGCACCUCCUCCAUCUACACUCAGCAGGGCCGCAAGGGCAUCAACCAGGACGCUAUGAUCCUCUGGGAAGAUUUCGGCGUGGAAGGCGGCGUCCUCUGCGGGGUGUUCGACGGCCACGGCCCGUAUGGCCACCUCGUGGCGCGCAAAGUCAGGGAUGCUCUCCCCCUUAAGCUCCUCUCGUCUCUUCCCCUUCCUGGCGGCGGCGCCCGUCGCACUGGCCUUGGAUGCCUCGGCAGGUCGCGCGCCCCUCUAGCUUCCCCCGGCGAGGCGGAGGCGGAGAAGGAAAACGUGGAAGAAGAGGAGGCGGCGUCGCUCUCGGCCUGGAGGGAGGCGUUCGUGAAGUCGUACAAGGCCAUGGACAAGGAGCUCCGUUCCCACCCCACCCUUGAUUGCUUCUGCAGCGGUAGCACUGCUGUAAUCCUGUUCAAGCUGGGCUCGAAGCUUUAUAUGGGCAACAUAGGCGAUUCCCGUGCAGUCUUGGGGUCCAAGGAUGACAGCAGCGGUUCCAUGGUCGCGGUGCAAUUGACCGUCGACCUCAAGCCCGAUCUUCCAAGAGAAGCGGAGCGGAUCAAACGGUGCAGGGGCAGGGUGUUUGCGCUGCAGGAUGAGCCCGAGGUGCCGAGAGUGUGGCUGCCGUUUGAUGAUGCUCCUGGGUUGGCGAUGGCUAGAGCUUUUGGGGACUUCUGUCUGAAGGAUUAUGGAGUGAUCUCGGUGCCAGAGUUCUUCCACUGGAUGCUUACAGAAGGGGCCCAGUUCGUUGUUCUCGCAUCUGACGGCGUUUGGGAUGUGCUCAGCAACCAAGAAGUUGUGGAUAUUGUAUCCUCAUCUCCAACUCGAUCAUCAGCUGCAAAGUUCCUGGUUGAAGCUGCUGCUCGGGAAUGGAAGCUUAAAUACCCUACUUCGAAAAUGGAUGACUGUGCAGUGGUUUGCCUAUAUUUGGAUGGAAAAAUGGAUCCUGAGCCCGAAUCUGAGGAGAAUAGCACAUGUAGCGUGGCCUACUGCAGCCAUGAGGAGUCCACAGACGAAUCAAACGCAGCACGCAACCAAGAACCCACCUUGGAUCGAAAUUUCACGGUAAGAUCAGCAGGAAACGCAAGAAUGUCUGUCGCGGUCGAUGAAAACAGGGCAGAUAGCACGGCGGACGACCAGAGUUGGUCAGGCCUGGAAGGAGUGACACGAGUCAACUCGCUCGUUCAGCUUCCAAGAUUUUCCGAUGAGAAGGUGACUGUGUGAUGCUUGUUGAGAAUCUCAUAGUUCUGUUUGAUCCAUUGCCAUGCAAUGGUAGUUUCCUCAUGUGGAGUGAGUUGUACAUUUGCACAAUCACCUGGCAGUGCAGAGGUUUUGCUUGAACCUCGUCGUCCAACUUAGUUCAUGGAAAACGUUAAACCUGUGUAAGGCUGGCGAAACUUUUGUUGCUGUUCGUGUGAUUCUUACCACUAGACGAACCAA
Molecule: messenger RNA, 2010 nt
Organism: Phoenix dactylifera (date palm)
Lineage: Eukaryota; Viridiplantae; Streptophyta; Magnoliopsida; Arecales; Arecaceae
Product: putative protein phosphatase 2C 64
Biological process (GO): protein dephosphorylation
Molecular function (GO): protein serine/threonine phosphatase activity
Source: RefSeq, a predicted model, not a curated record